AUGAGUCUAUCAGAGUAUAUUCCGAAAGACGAUAAGUCUUCCUACAGUGGCUGCACCCUAAAUUCGGGUGAAUCCGAUGUUGAGGACAUCACCCAUUCGGAUUUUGAGUCCGAAUACAUCCCCUCGGAGACGAGCGAGGAUCGAGAUUUUAUCGUAUCGGAUUCAGAAAGUCUGGCAUGUGUUUCAAACGAGCCUUCAGACACCAAAGGCCCAAGCUACACUUUUCUUGAUGACGUACUCGGCGAUGUUAUGACAGAACAGUGUGUCGAAAGCAUCAAACCGCUUAAAGCAAUCACCAAAAGGACUGUGAAUUAUAACGGCCGUCAAGUGGUUCAAUACUUGGUUAUUUGGUACUCCUGGGAGACUGCAGAAAGUGUUCCACACUGA
This is a messenger RNA of Penicillium hordei, 387 nucleotides long. RefSeq lists its product as uncharacterized. The coding region runs from base 1 to 387 and encodes 128 amino acids. The transcript is spliced from 2 exons. The record is from RefSeq and is a predicted model, not a curated record. NCBI's taxonomy places the organism in Eukaryota, Fungi, Ascomycota, Eurotiomycetes, Eurotiales, Aspergillaceae.